This is a messenger RNA of Adineta steineri, 795 nucleotides long. Lineage: Eukaryota; Metazoa; Rotifera; Eurotatoria; Adinetida; Adinetidae. The record is from the annotation of a GenBank genome assembly.
AUGAAAAAACAAUUUAAAUCGAAAGAUUUUAAUGGUGCUGCAUUUGUUGUUUUUCCAACUGAAGAAAAAGCUCGUGAAUUUAUUGAAAAAUCGAAAGAAACACCAAUUAAGUAUGAAGAUGGUUCUGUAUUAGAAAGUUCAUUACAAGAUGAUCAUUAUAAGAAGAAAGCUUUAGAAUCAGCAAAUGGUGGAAGAGCAUCUAGUGAUAAUGAAAAAUAUAAAAAAAAUAAUGAUAAAGAAAUACGAAAAGAAAAACGAAAAGAAGAUUUAGAAAAACAAACAAAUGAACAUUUAGAAAAAUUAAAUAAUGAAAAUUUACCUGGUGCUCUUAUUCAUAUUGCUGGUAUGCCUUCUAACGGUACAAGAGAAUUAAUUAAAGAAAAAUUUAAUCCAUUUACAAAAACACCUUGGAUUGAUUUUAAUAAAGGUGAUGCUGAGGCAUGGGUACGAUUAAAUGAAGCUAAUACAGCAAAAGAUGUUUUAGAAAAAGUAUUAGCCGCUGGACAAGGCAAACUUGUUAUAGGUGAUAAAGAAGUAACUAGUCGUAUAGUUGAAGGUGAAGAAGAAACACAAUUUUGGAAAGAAGCUAAUGAAAAACGUGCAGCAGAACGAACAAAGAAACAUCAACGAUUUGGUGGUAGUAAACGUGGAGGACAUGGUAAACGUAAUACUCGUGGUGGUGGCGGUGGUGGUUUUGGACAAAAACGAAAACGUGAUGAAGAUGGUAAUCAAUCAAAUGAUCAUGAAAGACAAUCAAAUUCAUCGAAAAAACCGAGAGAAACAACAGUUGAUUAA